GUUCAGUGCCCCCCAGGCCCCCACCUGCCCCCAGCAUCCACCGCGCGGCCAAGCUGGGUGCCCCGGGGAGUCUGGCCGCCAUGCCACCUCCUCUUCUCCUCUUCUUCCUCCUCUUCCUCACCCCUGAGGGAGUCAGGCCCCAGAAAACACUGCUGGUGGAGGCUAAAGAGGGAGGCAAAGCUGAGCUGCCAUGCCUCAAAGGUCCCUCAGAUGGUCCCCCUGAGCAGCAGGCCUGGUUUCAGGGGGCUCAGUCAGAGCUGGACCCAGGUUCACAAGGCCUGGGCAUCCAGAAGGGGCCCCUGGGCCUCCAGCUCCUCAUCUUCAACGUCUCUGACCAGAUGGGGGGCUUCUACGUGUGCCAGCUGGGGCCCCCUUCUGAGCAGGCCUGGCAGUCUGGCUGGACAGUCAGCGUGGAGGGCAGCGGGGAGCUGUUCCGCUGGAAUGCUUCAUACCUAAAUGACCCAGGCUGUGGCCUGGGGAACAGGUCCUCAGAGGGCCCCAAGCCCUCUUCUGGUUACCCCACAAGCUCCCAGCUGUACGUGUGGGCCAAAGGCCACCCUGAGAUCUGGGAGACAGACCCUGAAUGUGCCUUGCCCAGGGGCAGUCUGAACCAGAGCCUCAACCAAGACCUCACCGUGGCCCCUGGCUCCACAUUCUGGCUGCCCUGUGAGGUGCCCCCUGCCUCCGUGGCCAGAGGCCCCAUCUCCUGGACCCUCGUGCGCCCCAAGAAGCAUAACAUCUCAUUGCUGCACUUAAACCUGAGGGAGGAUGCCCCGGUCAGAGAGAUGUGGGUCCUAGACACCCUCAGGGGAGGGGCUGUUCUGUUGCUGCCCCAGGCCACCGCUCAAGAUGCUGGCACCUAUCAUUGUUACCAUGGCAACAUGACCAUCGAGAUGCAGCUGAAGGUCACUGCCCAGUCAGUAAGACACUGGCUGCUGGAGGCUGGUGGCUGGAAAGUCCCCGUUGUGCCAUUACUUUAUCUGAUCAUCUGCCUGGGUUCCCUGGUGAGCUUUGUUCAUCUUCGAAGAGCCCUGAUCCUCAGGAAGAAAAGAAAGCGAAUGACCGAUCCCACCAGAAGGUUCUUCAAAGUGACGCCUUCCCCGGGAAGCGGGGCCCAGAAUCAGUACGGGAACGUGCUCUCCCUUCCCACGCCCACCUCUGGGACGGGACGCGCCCUAAGGUGGGCUGCAGGCCUGGGGGCCGCCGUCCAGUCGUAUGGAAACCCGCGCAGCGACGUACAGGAGGUCGGAGCCGCGGGGCCCCGGAGCCCGCCACCAGCAGGCCCAGAAGAAGAGGAAGGAGAAGCCUAUGAGGAGCCGGACAGUGAGGAGGGCUCCGAGUUCUACGAGAAUGACUCCAACCUCGGGCAGGACCAACUCUCCCAGGAUGGCAGCGGCUAUGAGAACCCUGAGGACGACGCCUUGGGUCCCGGGGAUGAAGACUCCUUCUCCAGCGCAGAGUCUUAUGAGAAUGAGGAUGAAGAGCUGGCCCAGCCAGUCGCCAGGACAGCAGACUUCCUGAGCCCCCAUGGGUCUGCCUGGGAUCCCAGCAGGGAGGCAACCUCUCUUGGUGAGAAAUGGCUAGGGACCCUCCUGCCUUGCCCAGAUUGGGUUGACCUGGCCUCAGCGCUGACUCCACACUCAACCUUGACCUUGACUCCGACCCCAGGCCUACUCCUGGUCUUAGAUGGACUCCUAACCUUAACCUCCACCCCAAUCCUGAUCCCCGUAUUUACCCCAUCCCCAACUGUGAACAUCAGCUCUGAUCCCAAUCCGAUUCCAGCCUGGAUUUUGACCUCCACCUCACUGCAGCCCCAGCGCCAACGGCAGCUUUGACCCCAGUUGUCUCUACAACCUCCUCGUGACUGUGACUCUGACUUUGACUUCUUCCGGUUGGGUUCUUGACAUGGAUUAUAAUCUAAGCCAUACCUGACCGUAAUCACUCCUUCCUAGUACCCACGGAUCAAGCCUUCCACCUUCCUCUGCCUCUCAGAUUCCCUCUGUAUGUCAGGCCGCACUUCCCUUCCCCAAGCCCCCAGCAUGGCGCUAGGCCUCCCAACUCUCCUGCCC
Messenger RNA from Leopardus geoffroyi (Geoffroy's cat), 2069 nucleotides. RefSeq names its product CD19 molecule (gene CD19). Lineage: Eukaryota; Metazoa; Chordata; Mammalia; Carnivora; Felidae. The record is from RefSeq and is a predicted model, not a curated record. The coding region runs from base 81 to 1835 and encodes 584 amino acids. Gene Ontology annotation, biological process: B cell proliferation involved in immune response; regulation of B cell activation; B cell receptor signaling pathway. The transcript is spliced from 12 exons. Gene Ontology annotation, cellular component: external side of plasma membrane.